CUUCUUCUAUAAUCAAUUCCCUAACACUCUUCUUCUUCAAUCAAUCUCUAAAAAGCUGUGAAAUUCGAAGUGAUGAAGCAGUAAACAGAAUAGUUUAAUGGGGAAUGUCUGAUAAGUGAUAAUAUAGUAGCUAAUGAGGUUAUUCUAAAAGUUAUCGAUGUUCUGAGUAUGAAGUGUGAGGGUUGCUGGCUGUGAUUACGAUACAGUGCCUUUUCAGAUCGUUACUUUGGUUAUUUCACUUCAAAUUCGUGUUUGAUUGUAACAAGCAGUCGAAGUAAGUUCCAAUUGGGAGUAGAAGAAACGAAGCAAGUCCAUUGUUCUGAAAAUUUGGACAAACAUGGCGAAUAGCAAGUACGAGUACGUCAAGUCAUUCGAAGUGGAAGACGAAGUUAUGUUUCCCAAUCUGAUAGUCAUCCGCAUUGAUGGCUGUGAUUUUUCCAGAUUUUCCCAAGUUCACCAGUUUGAGAAGCCUAAUGAUGAAACGGCUUUAAAUUUGAUGAAUUCAUGUGCAUCUGCGGUUUUGGAAGAGUUUCCCGAUAUAGUUUUUGCAUAUGGAUAUAGCGAUGAGUUCAGCUUUGUAUUCAAGAAAACAUCAAGAUUUUACCAGAGACGAGCUAGUAAGAUUCUGUCGUUGGUAGCCUCUUUUUUUGCUGCUGUCUAUGUAACAAAAUGGGAAGAGUUCUUUCCUUCUAGAAAAUUAGAAUAUGCUCCUUCCUUCGCUUCAAAAGUUGUAAGUUGUGCAUCAGUAGAGGUUCUUCAAGUUUACCUUGCGUGGAGACAACAUGACUGCCACAUUAGUAAUCAGUAUGACACAUGUUUUUGGAUGUUAGUAAAAAGUGGAAAGACAUUAAGUGAAACACAUGAGAUUUUGAAGGAUACUCAGAAACAACAGAGAAAUGAGCUUCUUUUCCAGCAAUUUGGUAUUAAUUAUAAAAUGCUUCCUGUAUUAUUUCGUCAAGGAUCAUGCCUUUUUAAGACAAAGGUGGAAGAAACUGUAAAGCAUGAUGAGAAUGGAAAUCCUGUUAAACGAUUGAGGAGAAGGGAAACGUUAGUGCAUUCAGAAAAUAUUGCCGCAAGAAGCUUUUGGAACGAGCACUCCUCUCUUCAUAAGGAUCUUGGACAUUUUCCAAAAGACAUUGGCAAAAUUGAACCGGAUUAUGUUAAGUCGUUUCAGUUUGAGAAUAGAUUAUUACCUUUAACUUGGGUUGUGCUUAGGAUUGAUGGCUGCCAUUUUCACAGAUUUUCUGAAGUUCAUGAAUUUGAGAAGCCAAAUGAUGAGAAAGCUCUGAAACUUAUGAAUUCAUGUGCAGUGGCUGUUCUUGAGGAGUUUCAGGAUAUUGCCUUUGCCUAUGGUGUUAGUGAUGAGUACAGCUUUGUUCUGAAGAAUGAAUCUGAGCUUUACAAAAGACAGUCCAGUAAGAUAAUAUCAGCAAUGGUAUCCUUCUUCACGUCUAAAUACGUGCUAAGAUGGGCAGAUUUCUUCCCUCACAAAGAAUUGAAGUACCCUCCAUCAUUUGAUGGACGAGCUGUAUGCUAUCCAACAUCAAAGAUUCUCCUGGAUUACCUAGCUUGGAGACAAGUAGACUGCCACACCAAUAAUCAGUAUAAUACAUGUUUCUGGAUGCUUGUUAAGUCUGGAAAAAGCAAAACUCAAGCCCAAGAGUACUUAAAGGGUACCCAAACACGAGAAAAAAACGAGUUACUUAGCCAGCAAUUUGGAAUUGAGUACAAUUCAUUACCUUUAAUCUUCCGCAUGGGUUCUUCUGUUUUCCGCCUAAAGACGCAGGAACGUGUCACAGAGGAGAAGGGAGAAGUUUCAGUUUCAGGAAAGCAAGUGGAAGAAGAAGAAGAAGUGGUCGUGGACCAUUCUAACAUUAUCGACCAAUGUUUCUGGCAACAACAUCCUCACAUUCUUAGCUCCUAAAACAGGUAUCCACUGGGUUGUACCAAAAAGCUAAAGUCUAAACUUAAAGAGAUUCAAGUCUUACUGUCUUAUUGUCAUAAACCAAAGCUGAAUUACAGAAAGAAAGAAAAAAUCCGAUGGUCUGAUUUCACUAUAUAUUCCCAUUAUUUAUCUUGUACAGUUUCCAGUUUUUUAAUUUAAUGAAACAGGCUUUGCUUGAUUGGCUUAGAGAACAAAGAUGUAUUGCAUUUUGUUUUCUUUCUUUUUGCUUUCUAGAAAAACAGAAGCAUUUGUGUAUUCCUUGUCUUGACUAAAUUUAACAAAUUCUUUAAAGGUGUUCUGAUUAUUUGGUUCCCUUU
Molecule: messenger RNA, 2262 nt
Organism: Capsella rubella
Lineage: Eukaryota; Viridiplantae; Streptophyta; Magnoliopsida; Brassicales; Brassicaceae
Product: tRNA(His) guanylyltransferase 2
Exons: 13
Coding region: 338-1924 (528 amino acids)
Biological process (GO): tRNA modification
Molecular function (GO): tRNA guanylyltransferase activity; magnesium ion binding
Source: RefSeq, a predicted model, not a curated record